AUGGAUCCUUCUUGCACAAGAUUCUGUCCAUUGGCUGACCAGACAAUGGUUUUUUCUGGUAUUUUGUUAAACCAAAUGGAUAUUAUAAAGCCACCCUCUUUACCAACUCUUUGGAAACCGGAAGAAAAUUCGCCAGAUGGUGAUGGCCAGACAAAGCUGUCAUCCAAAGCAGUGAGGGAUGAGCCCAAGGGUAUUUUGUGGUCAGUUUGA
Messenger RNA from Prunus armeniaca (apricot), 210 nucleotides. NCBI's taxonomy places the organism in Eukaryota, Viridiplantae, Streptophyta, Magnoliopsida, Rosales, Rosaceae. The record is from the annotation of a GenBank genome assembly.